Selaginella moellendorffii is the source of this 2349-nucleotide messenger RNA. RefSeq names its product heat shock protein 90-2. The transcript is spliced from 4 exons. The coding region runs from base 94 to 2208 and encodes 704 amino acids. Gene Ontology annotation, biological process: cellular response to heat; protein stabilization; protein folding. The record is from RefSeq and is a predicted model, not a curated record. Gene Ontology annotation, cellular component: plasma membrane; perinuclear region of cytoplasm; cytosol. NCBI's taxonomy places the organism in Eukaryota, Viridiplantae, Streptophyta, Lycopodiopsida, Selaginellales, Selaginellaceae. Gene Ontology annotation, molecular function: ATP binding; ATP-dependent protein folding chaperone; ATP hydrolysis activity.
UCCUUGGCCUAAGCAGCUUAAAUUCAAGGAGCGGCUUCUCUUGGUAGGGUUGCUUUGAUCGUUUGUGAGAUUUUGCGCGAGAGAGAGCUAGCUAUGGCGGAAGGCGACGUCGAGCGCUUCGCGUUCCAGGCUGAGAUCAACCAGCUUCUCAGUCUCAUCAUCAACACUUUCUACAGCAACAAGGAGAUUUUCUUGCGGGAGCUCAUCAGCAAUGCCUCGGAUGCUCUCGACAAGAUCCGCUUCGAAGGCCUCACUGACAAGAGUAAGCUUGAGAGCCAGCCGGAGCUCUUCAUCCACAUCAUCCCCGACAAGGCCAGCAAGACCCUGACCAUCAUCGACAGCGGUAUUGGAAUGACGAAAUCCGAUCUCGUGAACAACCUCGGCACAAUUGCCAGGUCUGGCACCAAGGAGUUCAUGGAAGCCUUGGCCGCUGGCGCCGAUGUGUCCAUGAUCGGUCAGUUUGGUGUUGGUUUCUACUCGGCUUACUUGGUGGCCGAGAAGGUCGUGGUGACGACCAAGCACAACGAUGACGAACAGUACAUUUGGGAGUCUGAAGCCGGUGGUUCGUUCACCGUGACCCGGGACACCACUGGCGAGAGGCUGGGACGUGGAACGAAGAUUGUUCUCUAUCUCAAGGAGGAUCAGCUUGAAUACCUCGAGGAGAGGAGGCUCAAGGAUCUGAUCAAGAAGCACUCCGAGUUCAUCAGCUAUCCCAUCUCCGUCUGGGUUGAGAAGACGACCGAGAAGGAGAUCUCGGAUGACGAGGAGGAGGAAGAGAAGAAGGACGAUGAGGAAGGAAAGAUCGAGGAGGUUGACGAAGACAAGGAGAAGGAGAAGAAGAAGAAGAAGACCGUGAAGGAGGUGUCUCACGAGUGGAGCCUUGUCAACACCCAGAAGCCGAUCUGGAUGAGGAAGCCCGAUGAGAUCACCAAGGAAGAGUAUGGUGCCUUCUACAAGAGCUUGACAAACGACUGGGAAGACCAUCUGGCAGUGAAGCACUUUGCCGUGGAGGGGCAGCUCGAGUUCCGGGCCAUCCUGUUCGUUCCUAAGCGGGCUCCCUUUGACCUCUUCGACACGAGGAAGAAGCUUAACAACAUCAAGCUCUACGUGCGCCGGGUGUUCAUCAUGGACAACUGUGAGGAGAUCAUCCCCGAGUACCUUGCCUUCGUCAAGGGAGUGGUGGACUCGAACGACCUGCCGCUCAACAUCUCCCGCGAGAUGCUCCAGCAGAACAAGAUCCUCAAGGUGAUCCGGAAGAACCUGGUGAAGAAAUGCCUGGAGAUGUUCGCCGAGAUCGCGGAGAACAAGGAGGACUACAACAAGUUCUACGAGUCCUUCUCCAAGAACAUCAAGCUGGGGAUCCACGAGGACAGCCAGAACCGGCAGAAGCUGGCUGACUUGCUCCGCUACCACUCGACCAAGAGCGGCGACGAGAUGACGAGCCUCAAGGACUACGUGACGCGGAUGAAGGAGGGCCAGAAGGACAUCUUCUACAUCACGGGCGAGAGCAAGAAGGCGGUCGAGAACUCCCCGUUCCUGGAGAGGCUCAAGCGCAAGGGAUACGAGGUCCUCUACAUGGUGGACGCGAUCGACGAGUACGCGGUCGGGCAGCUCAAGGAGUACGACGGCAAGAAGCUGGUCUCGGCCACCAAGGAGGGGCUCAAGCUCGAGGACACGGACGACGAGAAGAAGAAGUUCGAGGAGAAGAAGGCGGCGUUCGAGGGGCUGUGCAAGGUGAUCAAGGACAUCCUGGGCGAGAAGGUCGAGAAGGUGGUGGUCUCGGACAGGAUCGUGGACUCGCCGUGCUGCCUGGUUACCGGCGAGUAUGGAUGGACCGCCAACAUGGAGAGGAUCAUGAAAGCUCAGGCGCUCCGGGACAGCUCCAUGUCGAGUUACAUGAGCUCGAAGAAGACGAUGGAGAUCAACCCGGAUAACUCGAUCAUGGAGGAGCUGAGGAAGCGGGCGGACGCGGACAAGAACGACAAGGCGGUGAAGGAUCUGGUGCUGCUGCUGUUCGAGACUGCGCUGCUCACGUCGGGAUUCAGCCUGGACGAUCCAAACACUUUCGGGUCGAGGAUCCACCGGAUGCUCAAGCUGGGGCUGAGCAUUGACGACGAUGUUGGUGCUGGAGCGGACGCGGAUGUGGACAUGCCGCCGCUGGAGGAGGGCGCGGACGCCGAGGGAAGCAAGAUGGAGGAGGUCGACUAGACACGAUUUUUCACGAUUUUUGGGAUUAGUUUCAAGAGUGUUGUGCUAAGAUACUAUGAUCUAAGAAGAUACUUUCAUGAAAAAGAGUACUGAUCUAAGAAGAUACUUCAAUUAAAAAGAGUGUUGUACUAAGCUGCAAAA